UGAACUUUUUGGUCUUUUGGGGCCCAUCUAUGCUGCAUUAUUUAGUGGCUGGGUGUUGUUCGAUUCCUCUGUGCAUCUCUGGCCCUCUGGUAGACGCAAGUACGACGUUCACGGGGCAGACACCACACAUCUUGUUGGGAAGGAGAAGGAGGAACUUUGCAUGUUGCAUUGCAGCUCCAGACAGUCCCGCAAUCCUCAGCAGCCUUUCAAAAAUCAAAUUAAAUCUCCUUGUGUCAUGUCAUCAGUCGAUGGGUGUGAGAAAGAGAAAAGAGGACGUUGUCAGCCGCAAGGACAUGAGACACACUCGACGUUCAGCUGCGCAAUAACAGAGGUUUAUCAUCUAGAGGAUUUUCACCUCGUCUCCCAUCACCCCCUCGCAAGUCGACCUUCUGCCAUGCCGCGGUCGUUCCUCGUCAGAAGUAAAAGGACUCAUCUACUAAGCUCAUGUAAGGACUCCUUCAGACAACACGACCAGUGCCGAAAAGAGGCUGCACAGCCUGGGCAGCAUGUGAAGGAACAGGACAGGGGCCGUCCUAAGGAUGCUGUGUCCCUCACAUUAGGGGUCACAGACCUUCUUGCUGAGGCCAGCUCACCACUGGACGAGAUGGCAGUCCAGUUAAACAGUCCCACCGCACAUGAUCCUUGGACUCCAGCAAGUGUCCCCGUGGAGAACACAGACGCUCAUCUGCCCGUCUCGCCAUGGUUGUCGAACAGACACCAGGCUACUGAAAGGGAGAGGGAGCUGGAGAAACUGGUCUUCAUGCUUCUCAACCACACAUCGCACACCGACCUCAAAUCCCCUGUGAGUCAAUGCCCACUCUGUGAAAAGUCUCUUUCAGAAGUCCUGUUGUCAGGUGAUGCGCAGGCAAAUUUCUGCAACAUCCUCUCUGUCCCCUUGACAACAUCACCCAUGACCGCAGACAUGCCCCACACGCCCUUCGGCUUCACAGCAAUCGGCAGCUAUGGCAGAGUUAAGGAGCGUAACUUUGGCUGCAAGGUGUGCGGAAAGGUGUUCAAGCGCUCGUCCACCCUGUCCACACACCUCCUCAUCCACUCAGACACACGGCCCUACCCCUGCCAGUACUGCGGGAAGAGGUUCCACCAGAAGUCAGACAUGAAGAAGCACACUUUCAUACACACAGGUGAGAAACCACACGUGUGCAAGGUGUGCGGUAAAGCAUUCAGCCAAAGCUCCAACCUCAUCACCCACAGCCGAAAGCACAACAGUUACCAGGCGCUCAGCUGCCCCCGCUGUCAGCGCACCUUCCGGCGCAGGGUUGACCUACAGCACCACCAGCAGACGCAGUGUGGUUAUGAAAAUAUGUUCCCUUGAAACUGAGGCCGUGACGCAAUGAAGCGAUGGCAAAACUGGGGUGAAACAGAAAUUGUACAUAAUUGUCAUUUAUAAUUGUCGGAGGAAAUAACAAGCAUGAUUAUAAAUGUUCAAUAAAACUGCACUCUUCUGCUUAAAACCA
This is a messenger RNA of Scophthalmus maximus (turbot), 1475 nucleotides long. RefSeq names its product zinc finger protein 250-like. Gene Ontology annotation, biological process: regulation of transcription by RNA polymerase II. Bases 161 to 1333 code for a protein of 390 amino acids. Gene Ontology annotation, molecular function: RNA polymerase II cis-regulatory region sequence-specific DNA binding; DNA-binding transcription factor activity. NCBI's taxonomy places the organism in Eukaryota, Metazoa, Chordata, Actinopteri, Pleuronectiformes, Scophthalmidae. The transcript has 8 exons. The record is from RefSeq and is a predicted model, not a curated record.